Molecule: messenger RNA, 6840 nt
Organism: Gopherus flavomarginatus (Mexican gopher tortoise)
Lineage: Eukaryota; Metazoa; Chordata; Testudines; Testudinidae
Product: cadherin-13
Exons: 7
Coding region: 42-1178 (378 amino acids)
Biological process (GO): homophilic cell-cell adhesion; calcium-dependent cell-cell adhesion; adherens junction organization
Cellular component (GO): plasma membrane; adherens junction; catenin complex
Molecular function (GO): calcium ion binding; cadherin binding
Source: RefSeq, a predicted model, not a curated record
UGGAAAACCCAAAGUAUGAGCUUAUUAUAGAAGCGAAGGACAUGGCUGGUCUGGAUGUGGGAUUAACUGGCACAGCAACAGCUACCAUUGUUAUCGAUGACAAAAAUGAUCACCCACCGGAAUUCACCAAGAAAGAGUUCCAAGCCACAGUAAAGGAAGGAGUCACAGGAGUGAUAGUGAAUUUAUCUGUUGAAGACCGCGAUGAUCCAGCAACAGGAGCUUGGAGAGCUGUGUAUACCAUUAUCAAUGGAAACCCAGGACAGAGUUUUGAAAUCCAUACCAAUCCAAAGACGAAUGAAGGAAUGCUCUCUGUUGUCAAGCCUUUAGACUACGAGAUCUCAGCAUUCCACACACUGCUGAUCAAAGUAGAAAAUGAAGACCCGCUGGUUCCAGACAUAGCCUACGGCCCCAGUUCUACAGCAACAGUUCAGAUCACUGUUCUGGAUGUAAACGAAGGCCCUGUUUUCCACCCAGACCCAAUGACAGUGACCAAACAAGAAAACAUCCCCAUAGGCAGUGUUGUGUUAACAGUAAGCGCCACAGAUCCAGAUACCUUGCAACACCAGACUAUUAGGUAUUCUGUUUACAAGGAUCUGGCAGGAUGGCUGGAAAUUAAUCCUACAAAUGGUACCAUUUUCACCACUGCUGUCCUGGAUCGUGAAUCACCCUAUGUCCACAACAACGUCUAUACAGCCCUGUUUCAGGCAAUUGACAGUGGCAACCCCCCUGCAACCGGCACGGGAACUUUACAGAUAACUCUGGAAGACGUCAAUGACAAUGCCCCCACCAUUUAUCCAACAUUGGCAAAAGUCUGUGAUGACGCAAAAGAUCUCAAGGUAGUGGUCUUGGGGGCGUCAGAUAAGGACCUUCACCCUAACACGGAUCCAUUCAAGUUUGAACUGAGUAAACAGUCUGGCCCAGAUAAAGUGUGGAAAAUCACCAAGAUCAACAACACUCAUGCCCAGGUCAGCCUGCUUCAAAACCUGAAGAAGGCCAAUUACAACAUCCCAAUCUUGGUGACAGAUUCUGGAAAACCUCCUCUGACUAAUAAUACCGAACUGAAAGUACAAGUGUGUUCCUGCAAGAAAUCCAAAAUGGACUGCAGUGCAGCCGAUGCCCUUCAUAUCAGCAUGAUCCUAAUCCUUCUCUUUUCACUCUUCAGUUUAUUUUGUCUGUAAGAACUCCUGACAUUUGAAGCUGUCCUACCGAGUUGCCAUGGCAACAAGAAAAGGAAAACUUCAAAUCUGAAGAUCGCAGUUUACAGUUACUGUUCUUCACUACUAGGCCUCAGUUGCUCCAGAUUCAGUUUAAUUUGCAACCUCACUUAGUCUAUCCGACUGUACGUCAGUGUUUGACAACCUCUGCCCUUACUGUUGUUCAAUAAUGGAUUUCUCUUGCAAGAUGCAAGGUUUAUGCGAAUUUUCACUGAAUGUUAAAUGACCAUGACAUCUCAACUUGACCUUCUGGGAGCUGAAUAUAGAAUGACUCCAUUUUUUUCUAUCUGUUGACUUGUUGCUAUUCAACUGUUCAAAAACAAAUAUUUUGUCUGUGGGUUGGUAUUUGUAUAUGUAUGAAUGUAUGUGUGUAUAUAUAGUUAUAUGCAGAGAAGAGAUACACAAUAGGGUUAGCUUUUAUGAGACAGUUGCCUGAAGUAUGGGAGCAACAGGGCAGAGUAACAGAGCCGCAGGUGAGUUAUAAUUGUCCUAUCAUAGCUAAACCCAUUGUAUAUGCUGUUUAUACAAUGGUGUAAUACAAAAGGCAAGACCAACUGCAAUAUGGCAUUAAAAUUCCUGUGUCAGUGGUGCCAGCUAUGCCAGGGCCACUCCUCCGCAAUGUCACUUCUUUUACCUCAGGCUCAAUGUACAAGAGACGCAAAUUCCCGACACUUUUAUUGCCGAUCACAAUUUCGUUCCUUCCGCCACAGGUGAUACUGAUGAGGCUGCAGUGAAAGCAGCUUUUGACUGCACAUUACAAUGGCAGCAGCCCUGGGAGAUAAAGAGACUGUGAUUUGCAAGGGGGUGAAAGCAGUUAAAUGCACUAUGGGUCAUUAUCUCGAAUAUUGGGACACUCUGGGCCUGAAUUUAAAGGGGCCUUAACCCAGCCUCUUUUUGCUCCUGUCGAUAAUUAUUCUCCGGGGCAGUUGAGGACAUUUUAAACUUCUUAGUGCCUGAUCUGCAGGGGCAAUCAGGUACGUAGAUGUUUACAUGUCAGAAGGCCCAUGCGAAUAAUAGGAGUAAAGGUCUUUCUCAGAUGAAUUGAUCAUCUCUCUUUCGACUCCCUAACCACAAAGGCCUGUUCUCAGCUCUCAUUGAUGUCCCUGAGCACAAUGAGGAAAAUAGAUGCCCUAUUGUAUAAAUAUAUUCAUAUAUACACACACAUACAUGUACAUGUACACACAGUUUUCAAUUAAAAGUAACAAGAUCAUUUCUCUGUGUGUGUGAAAUAACCACACUUGUUUGCAAACAUGGAAUUAAAAGGUGUUCAUUAUGUAUGAAUAUUAAUCCUUUUUUAUUCUGUGAGCAUGUAAGGUAAACAAAAACUUCUAACUGUAUCAAGAUCACGAUCCUGUUAAUAAAUUGUAAAUGAUCCAUCAAACCUCACACCAAAUUUUUUAUAAAAUUAACACACACACACAAAAAUAUACUAGUGACAGACUGUGGCUUUUACUAGAGCUUGUCAGUAACUAGGGUGAGGUAAGUGUCUCAGAAUAUUUUAAUAAACUUGCUUAUUUAAAGUUUAAACAACACUGCUUUCUUAUGCAAUAGAACUUCACAGCUGCAUUUUUGGGUUAGCAUUUUUACAGUACUUAUGGGUCAUUCUGUAUGUUGUCAUUACUACAGUGAGAUUAUACACAUACCUUCCACAUCAUGUAUAUGUUUCAAUAUUAAAGCUUUUUGGAAGUAUAACAAAUAAAUUCCAAACACACAUUUAGUUUUUCAUGAUGUUACACUAGAUAUUAAAUGUGUACUAGUGGUGAAAAAUUGCUGUACAAUAGCUUUUCUCUAACUUCUUGUAUUAUACCAAAUAUUACAACAGGUCCUUAACUAAAGUAAUAACAAUAAUAAUUAAUAAUGGUGACAGCAAAAAGUUAAUGUUGUGGACAUCCCUAAAUUUUUAGAUUUCUUGAUAAGAUAUAAACUGCCUCGAUACAAAGAGCUGUUUUUUUCUCUGAGAGCUUAACUCUUGAAGGCCUCACCCAGGAAAAACUCCCACUGACCUUGCUUCUUUCACAGCACAUCACAGGUGUCUGAGUUACCACAGUAGUACUUAGAGGUCAAUGGGAGGUUCUUUUGAGAAGAAUUUCAGAAAGGUUCAUUAGUCAACUGCAGGCCUUUAAGCAGGAAUUGCCUGAUCUCAGAUGUUACCCCGACCUGAACAUGGGCAUGCUUCCAUUCCACGUCGUCUGCCCCAGGCUUUGUGGUAAGCAAAUGCUGCUGCUUUAUAAUCACCAAUCACUUAUACAUAUAAACAAGUGUUAAAUGCAAAGUUUGCAAAAUGAAAAUGGAUGAAUGCUAAAUACAUUGUGGAUCUUUCCCAAGAAGGAUUGCAUCCCAUGCCUUGAUCUACUAAACGCUUCACUUGAAUGUAAUGGAAACAACUAUUCUUUCGCAUAAAUAUAUUUUUCUAAUGGGAUCCUUCCUCCCCCUGCAAAUGGGCAUCCUUCAAAGUCUCUCAGUGAAAAGAUUCCCAUUGACUUCACUGGGCUUUGCAUGAGUCAUUAUGAGAUGUUAUCCCUGCUUCUUGUUUAGAAUGGGUCCUAGCACAUUAUGGAUCCUCCUAAGGGGGCCCAAAUCCAGGAAUAAAACUUUUAUGUUUGAAUCUGUCCUAGUGACAAGCUGCUGAGUAAAGCCAGUUGCCUACUCUUUCACUGUGCAAUAAAAGUCCACAGGGGAGCGUAACAUUUCAAAUAAUAUUGCAAAAAAAAUUGACCUAUACAAAGGGUGGUUACCAAUGAGAAUAUUCCCCCAAUGGAGGCUCUGGAUCACAGAGGUACCAAUACUUCCCUGACUUUCUCAUCCAAAACUGGAGGGGGUCCUGAAACCUCAGUCCCCAACCUCUCCUGUUCGUAUGCCCGAGGGCUCCAUCUUGAGUUAACUUCUGGGCAUCCUAGGCACGAAAAGAGGAGCCAUAGCUGCCAUCUUAAUAUUUUUUCCUCAUUUUCUAACUCCUCAUAUUCAAGAAAGAACAUCCAUUAAGAAACUCAAUAGGCCAAAUCUUACAGCCUUAUUCAAGUGAGAAGCCACAUUAAAACUUAUGGGUUUCCUUACAUGAAGGGAAAGGCCCAAAAUGAUAUUUGCUGAAACUCAGGAACUAGCAGAAUUUGGAGGCAUUUUGUGUCAUGCAAAAUCAGAAAAGAUCAAAAAGAAAAACCUCAUAACUUUUGCUCUUCCUUUUUAUGUUGGAUUUUUUAAAAUUUGUUCAGGUCUCCCUUGCUGUUUUCAUAAUCCAUCAUUUAUUUUAAUUUAGCUAUUUUAGUUGCUACAACAUUUAUUUCUGUGUGUGUGUGUGUGUGUGUGUGUGUAAUACAUGCAAAGUUGUCUGUAUUUUGAAAGACACUGAAUUUAAUCAUUUUCAUUUUGAAGCAGAUGCAAAACAGCGCCAGUCUAAAUCAUUUCAUUUCAAAACCCUGUAUUUUCUGGUAAAACACGAAUCCAAUAUGACAGUUAUCAAGUUAAUCAAAGAAUGGUGUAGAUUAGCAGAGUAAAUGUGUCAUUUUCAGUGUACUUGCUAACUGAAACACUGUCAAUACACCUCAUGAGUGUGCUCGCAUUAUGCCUAUGUGCAUAUAUUAACGUAUAUUAUGUUCAGUAACUGCAGGUCUGAAGAUCAAAACAAAAGAAAACCAGCUGAAUUUCAUGGUGGGUGUCAAAUAAGACUUAGAUUUCAGUGGAACAAUGUUUUGGUAAUAUAAACGUGGAGCCAGAUUCUCGUCACAUUUCCACCUAGAUAAAUCAAGAGUAACUCCAUUGACCAGAGUUGUUCAUUUCUCAACACAUUGCUUUUACCAGUCUGCUGUAAAUAGUAAAAUAACAUACUUGGAAAUUGUUUAUCUAUUAUUGUAGGUCUAUCUUGAACAUAGGGAAACCUACACUCUAGAUGACUCACUUCCUUCACUGACUUCUUUAAAGGAUCCUAAAGGUCCCUGGUACAAUUUUGUUUAAAUUUUAUUUAGAAUGACCACACUUCUAGUCAAGUAAGUCUGGUUGGUCUCUUGGGUGAUCAUUUGAACUGUAAUACAAUCUCAUUUAUUAAAUAAAGGAUUUCCAGGCAGUUGAUAGGUAACUCGGUUUAAAUGCUUUAUUUUAUCAUUACAGAAAAAGAGAAGCAUGUGUGUUAUGGUUAUAUUUGUUUUACCACUAGUCAUUCCUUUGCAUCACUUGUUUUCUAAAACAUGGUGAUUACUAGUUUCCCCCCUUUGUUUCUACCAAUACAUUUAACCAUUUGAUCACAGAGCAGAGUUUUGUACACAGAUCAUAUUAUUGUAUGUCCGGAAGCCAAAUUCUUACCAAAUGUGUUUAUCUCAUUUCAUGUAAAAAAGUUGAAUAAAAGAUGAAUGACAAUAAAAAAUGACACUGGCACGAGAAUAGCAGGUCCAAGGGAGAACAUAGGAUUAUGUAUCUGUAUCUGUAAAAGUUACAGUAUCUGUAAAAUUUGUUGUCCAAGUGCUACAUCUCCCAAUGGUAGCAAAAAAACAAAACCAAAAAACCAACAACAAUUCUUUCCCAUUUAGCUCUCGGUGAUUUGUAACCUUGAAGUUCAGAUGCAAAUUAUUUCAGAAACCAAAGCUAGAGUCCACGUAAAGCAGACAGAGAGAACUAUUUUACUGUGUAAAACUUACAGCCCAUUGCUGUUACUACUUUACCUAACCACAAGUUAUGAUGAUCGCUGACUUCUCAAUGUCCAAAUUAAAUGAAUACACACAUCAAUUCUCAAUGAAAGUUACUAGUUGCACAAUUGCUAUGUGUGUGUAUAUAUGUAGAUAUACAGAGAUACACACAUACAUAUAUAGAGCUAUACAUAAGAUAUUUAGAGGGGGAGAGCGAGACUACACAACAUGGGGAUUUGGAAUAAGCAGUUUAAUUCUAUGAAUUACAGAUGAACACACAACUCAAGCAGGGGCAUGGGUUAUGCAUGGUCAAGCCAAACUGCUGAAAAUAAAUAGUUUAUUCCCACCUCUGAUGUUGUACUGAUUUAAGCUUCACUCAGCACUCUCGCGCUCUCUCUCUCUUUAUAUUGAUUUACAUAAUUUGAAGAUAUGCAUACUUGUUUACUGACUCCUUUUGUUUUAGUUGUCUAUGUACCAGCAAGUCAGUAGCAGUGUGAAGGAGGAUACAGAAAGAAUCCUAACUUUCUUCAAUAUUAGCAGGAUGACUGUAUGGAAUUAUACCCAUCCUCUGAAAGUUAGGCUCCUCUUCUGCAUUAAUAAGUGGCUGUAUUUGAUGUGUUGAGGUUAGAUGAAUGUAGUCUAAAGGGAGAGUGCAUGCGUGGGCAUGCAUACGCGCCCUGCCCAUGACCUAGGAUUGUAAAAUGAAAGUGUGUAUGGUGGCGAAUUCAGUACAGAUAUGCUGUGUGAUUAAUUGAAACGUCCAAUAGUAACCUCCUGUUUCAUCACGUUUGCCCUAUAAUGAACUCUGUCUCCUUCAGUCAUCACCAGGAAUUUUUGUUUGGAUUUGAAUAUUUUAUUCAGCUACUUUUCCAGUUAAUGGUUCCUUUAGGCCCUAGUUGCUGAAUUGCUUGCUGUUUCUGAGGUGUAAAUAAACGUUUUGAUUUAUGAUGUGGCUGCAAAGAAACUUGUAAUUUAUUUGUGAAAUGCUCAAAUAAAGGAUGUCUGGGCUUUUA